Molecule: messenger RNA, 1236 nt
Organism: Schistosoma intercalatum
Lineage: Eukaryota; Metazoa; Platyhelminthes; Trematoda; Strigeidida; Schistosomatidae
Source: the annotation of a GenBank genome assembly
GAUCGAAAUAAAGUCCUGUUCACUACUUCUCUGGUUUCUUCUAUCAAUAGCACGAGGGUUACCUUAAGGCACGAAAUUGGUGAGCCCUUUUAGAACACAAAUUUAACCUCAUUUCUGUUAUUAACAUUUUUUUUACUUAAUCGUAAAAGUAGACCUGAUUAUCCGUAAACUAAUUUGAGUAUAUAACUAGUUUAUUCCGUAUUAUCUUAAGUUAUUCGUGUUAUAGUAACCACUUUUCGUGCUAACUUUAUUGCUAUAUUUGUCACAUACCUCAUGUCAGACUCAAUAGAAACCCAUAAUCUGGAGGAUUUGUCACCAAUGGAGAUAGACACUGUUAUGACUACGAAAUCCCGACUUCGAGAAUUUGAUCGUAGUGAUCCUGAGUUGUGGUUUGCUCAACUAGAGCAUUAUUUCACGAGACACAAUAUCAAAUCUGAAGGGAUUCGCUAUAGAGACUUGUGUUCUAUCCUUCCUCCUUCAGUCGCCAAAGAAGUCCGUGACUUGAUUUUAAGUCCACCAUCACCACAACCAUACACCAUCUUAAGACGAGAGAUAAUGAACCGUUUAUCAUUAUCAGAUAGUCAAAGAAUCCAAAGACAUUUUCAAGGUGAAACACUAGGUGAUCGAUCGCCGUCACAGUUUUUACGUCACCUCCAAGUCUUAGUGGGUGAUAACACAGUGGGUGAAGCAUUCUUAAAACAAGGAUGGAUACAAGCUCUCCCAUGCUACGUCCAACACUGUUUGGAUGCACGAGACCCUGAAACCUCAUUAUCUCAUUUAGCGCGUAUAGCCGACAGAAUAAUGGAAAGAGGUCCUCCAACUGGAUCAGGCACAAUAAAUCACACACAAAAAGUAGAAUCAGCAAAAGACCCCGUAAUAGAAGGACUCAUUGCGAGUGUUAAGAGUCUCACUGAGGCUGUCAUCAGAAUGCAAAUGGGUCAUAGAAACAGGAGCAGGUCACCACAACGACCACGAUCCAAGUCACAAAACAGGUCACAAAUGUCCAGACAAUCUGGGCAGUUUUGUUGGUACCACUGGAAGUUUGGUGUCAACUCAACCAAGUGCAUGCAACCAUGCGCCUGGCCUAAGCAUAAUUCUAAGACAGCGGGAAACGAGUAACCCCUCCCCAGGUCGCGACGACUGAGGAGGGGCGCCUAAACAGUCGCUUGUUUUAUGUUAGAGACAGAAACUCGGGCUUGAAUUUCUUGGUGGAUACUGGCGCUGCUCUUAGCAUCA